Messenger RNA from Ceraceosorus bombacis, 248 nucleotides. Lineage: Eukaryota; Fungi; Basidiomycota; Exobasidiomycetes; Ceraceosorales; Ceraceosoraceae. The record is from the annotation of a GenBank genome assembly.
AUGGGAGGCACGCUUGCGACGCAGCUUAUCUCGAUGAUUCCCACGCAUAACCUAUUCAGUCACAGUGACAGUGACAGUGACUCACUCUCGACUACUUUCUCUUCACCCAAGGUGACGGCAGUGUGAGUGUUGAAUGGCACCCUCUCUACUGCUCCAGAUUGCAAGACUCACUGGACUCACCGCCCUGCUCCAGUCACGAGUCACGAGUCACGAGUCCUGAAUGUCCUGCUGAUGAUCUGCGCGUUUGA